CUCUCUCCCACCUCACAUUUGCCAGUACCAGAACUCUGGCAACCAACUCGAGCAUUGUGUCUUCUUGGCGAAGGGAAGGACAGACAGGACGGUGGAAAACCGAAAGAAAGAGAGAGAGAGAGAUGGAGAGAGGUUAGGAUGACAUAUGGACGGUGGGAUGGCAGGGUCCCACAACAUCCAGCUCCAGGUUUAGAGUGUUAUCUUCGUUUAAAGGAGCAAAUUCCCAACAAAAAAAAACAAACAUGUACGUUUCCACUGUGUUUUGGCAUCGAUGCGACUUCAUAUCGCUGCGACUUUUUCUUUUUUCGAAUUUUUCUUUUAUAAUUCUCCAUCAUGGUUUUUAAUCUCGUGCUGCAUCUAAAACCCGAGUGUCAGACAGUUUGGCUCCAACUCUGAGACAUGAGGGAUUGACAGACAGACGCUGACAGGCUGCAGACGAGCGUGCGCGACCUGGAGGAGGAGGGAGAGGACGUCAGGCACCGAGCAGAUACAACAUGUGCGCUCAGAUCACUUGAACUCUGACGGAUUCCGUAUGAGUAACAGAGGAGCGGCGCCGCACGUCACCAUGUAUCUACUCUUUGAUAUCAAUCCAAUCUUUGGGGAUCUGGGACUUUUUCAAUCCUUUAAAGAAUUUUGACUCACAUCCUUAAAAUACACGCAGACAGACAGUCAGACAGACUCAUUAAACGCAGCCCUCUGGAGACUUAUUCAAAACCUUUGAAUGAGUUUGCGGCUCAGGAUGUACUGUAAGAGAAAUCCAGACAUCCAGUUCCCAUCGAGCCAUGCCGGUCACCUCCGCUGCACCCGGAGCCGCAGACUGCAGCACUGAGGCAGCUCCCAGUGCGAGAACCGCAGCGAACUGAAGCCAACGCACGAGCGCCACUGGGACCUUCUGCAAGGCUGAAAUGAGUGAAUGGACUCAGAUUCAUGCUGACGUUACAGUCAGGGACAAGAAUUAUAACUGAUCAAUGGUAUGAAAAGUCACAGUUAGGUUGAGUUUCAGUAUCUUUCUCAGACAUGUAAGAAGAGUGAGUGUACAGACCGUGAAGCUCUAAAAAUCUGAAGUAUAAAAUAAAAAGACAUUCAUGUUAACACAGAAACUAUUGCAAGUUUGUCAGAUUAAAACCCACAUUUCAUAAGAGGUAGAUAAUUUAAAUGGAUUUGCAUAAUAGCAGAUCAAAGAUAAAGAAAUCGUAACGUACACUCAUUUAACAGAUUUGCUGACAGAUGUUUGAAGGAGACAGCUCGACUAACUGCAGCUGGCGGACAUGAGAGCCAUCGUACUUCUGAAAGUCAUAUAGAAACACAGCAGGGACGACAGACCACACUGAGCCGCGCUGCCGUCUCCUCCAGAGACCUCACCACCAUGAUGGAGAAGCUGAACCGUAACGCUCCACCUGCCUCGCCUUCCGACCUGCCCCGGCUGUCCUCCUCCUCCUCUGCCGAGUCCUCGCCAUCCUGCUGCUCCGUGGAGCAGGAGGCUCCCGUCCAGAGCCGGACUCUAUCGGCCACGGACGCCACCGACGGCCCACACCCGGCUAACGAGGCAGGACCCGAGGGACGCACGGACGUCUCUGCUGCUGCUGCUGGAGUGGUCCAGCCACCCAUCACCCCGUCGGAGGGGUCACCACCACAGCCUCGUGUGGCGGAUCCAGAGGAGGACGAGGGAAAACGAGGGCCAAAGAGCAUCACCACCCCUCCUGAGUCAACCACCGGGUCACCCACCCUGUCCUCUCCACCGCCACUACUGCCGGCACCCGCCAAGACCUCCCCGUGCCCCCUGCCCCCUCCUCCAGCCUCCAGCGCGCCCAUCCCUUCAUCAUCCUCUCCUCUUCCUCCCCACAUCCCAGUCAUCAGCCUCGGUCACAGUAAGCCCCCGCUCCCUCUGCCCAACACCCCGCUGACGGCCCUCCACCCGAUCCCCGCCCUGCUCCAGGGGGACAUCCGGCGCAGCCACCUGUCCUGCCUGCCGGUGGCCGGCUCCUCUGGGGGCCCCGGGGGGCCCCCGGCCGCCUCUCCAGGGCCUCCUCUGCCUCAGCAGUACCUGCCUGCUCACCCCUUCUUCACCAGUUCGUACCUGGGCCCAGCAGGAGGGGGAAGCUAUGGCGUCCUCAACAGCAGCCGCAUCAAGAGGAGACCGCCGUCACACUUCGAGAUGGAGAUUACUGAAUGUCCUCCUCAAAAACUGGCCCGCCGUGUCUUCACCAACAGCCGUGAGCGGUGGCGGCAGCAGAACGUGAACGGGGCGUUCUCCGAGCUGAGGAAGCUCAUUCCGACGCACCCGCCCGACAAGAAGCUCAGCAAGAACGAAAUCCUGCGCCUGGCCGUCAAGUACAUCAACUUCCUGGUCACGCUGCUCAACGAUCAGGCUCAGGACAAGAGCAGAGAAUCAUCCGAGGACGAGGGGACGGCCACGGCGCUGGACAGUCACAAAGCGGACCCUCUGUUUCGGUGCGACAGCCCCGCUCCGCCGCUCUCGGCCCGUCCCGCCACGGCGUCCUCCCGCAGGGACAGAGACUCAACGGACUCGGUCAUCGCCCUGGCCAAUUCCCCGGCCACGUCCAGUUGCUAUGGAGACACGGACAGCGAAGAAAGCUUUGGGGCUAAGCCCUCCCUGGUGACGCAUGGCAUUCUCGGAAAGGUCAAGGGUCAAAUAAGGCUGGUGGCAACCACAAACGACGAGCGGUGACACUGAAGGAGAGAACGCCGCUGUAGCUCCGAGUGUCACUGACAGAUGACUUUAAAUACCCACAGUCCUCCGGGAGCUGGUCGCUCUGCGCUUCCAGAUCAACUCGUGAACAGUGUGAAGGAAGAUGAUAUUUCUCCUCGGAGGCAUUUUGCAGUUUUUCUUUGUGUGUGUUUUUCAGGCAUGUUCAAAUUCAAACUCAGUGCAUCAACCUGUGGUUUGGGGCAACUGGAGCAAUGAAGCGUCGCUCAAUAUUGAAAAUCGAUGUGCAUUUUGUGAAAAAAAAAAGAAAAAGAAAAAAGAAAGAAAAUGCCAUAAUGAUCCUAUGGUAAAAGUGAGUCCUCUGAAAGUAGCAA
Salarias fasciatus (jewelled blenny) is the source of this 3042-nucleotide messenger RNA. It is a transcript of the gene lyl1, whose product is annotated as LYL1 basic helix-loop-helix family member. NCBI's taxonomy places the organism in Eukaryota, Metazoa, Chordata, Actinopteri, Blenniiformes, Blenniidae. Gene Ontology annotation, molecular function: DNA-binding transcription factor activity, RNA polymerase II-specific; RNA polymerase II cis-regulatory region sequence-specific DNA binding; protein dimerization activity. The record is from RefSeq and is a predicted model, not a curated record. Gene Ontology annotation, biological process: regulation of transcription by RNA polymerase II. The transcript is spliced from 4 exons. The coding region runs from base 1367 to 2689 and encodes 440 amino acids.